Messenger RNA from Ochlerotatus camptorhynchus, 2169 nucleotides. RefSeq names its product lost boys (gene lobo). The transcript is spliced from 6 exons. Gene Ontology annotation, cellular component: motile cilium. NCBI's taxonomy places the organism in Eukaryota, Metazoa, Arthropoda, Insecta, Diptera, Culicidae. Bases 1 to 2169 code for a protein of 722 amino acids. Gene Ontology annotation, biological process: flagellated sperm motility. The record is from RefSeq and is a predicted model, not a curated record.
AUGUACGAAUUGCCAAUCCGUCUCCUCUCGCCGAGCACCAUCCUCAAGCGUCGCAAAGCAAACAGUUUCGAGCUGGCCACCCUUCUGUGCAGCUAUUUGAUAGGAAAUGGAUUUGCAGCGUGCGUGGUGUCCGGUUACGCUACACGGGAGAUCGUCAACAACGACCAGCGCCGGGUUUGCUGUCCCUACAUUCCGUGCCAGGUUCAGGAGGGCAGCGAGGACGAGGUGAUUGAACCGAGCAAAUAUCAGUUGCGAGAUCCCCCCGACUUACGCAGCCGCUACCUGCUGGAACUGGAAGAGGAGAAGGUAGCCAAGAUCAAGGAGGAGGAACGCAAACGUGAGGAAGCUCACCUCAGGGAAAUUGAAGACUUGGAACGCCCCACGGUGGAUACCAAACAAGGACACCGGGUUCAUGCGUGGGUUGCCAUCAUUGAGAAUGCUCCCUGGUGUUACAAACCGGGCUACCGUGAAACGACCAUCGAUCCAAACACCGGAGAGAGGGUGCUGCUUCCUCCGAGUGCCUUCUUUAUUGAGCCUGCUUCCGGGUUCCGUUUCGAAGUCGAUUCCCCGAACUACCUUGCGAUCGAGAGUGUAUGGAAUCAGCACAACUACUACGUCAACAAACAGAAUCCCAUCACGGAUAUCAAGAACAUGCGCUGGGAUUUCAAGGCAACAAAGAAUUGGGAGCAUUUUCUCCCUGGGGAACCAUUCGAGCUGCGCGAUGAUUGCGUUGUUCCAGAGGAUCAGGAACCGCUGACAACCGAGGAAGAGUUGGAAAAGGAAAAGCACUUGGAUCUACCGACGUCCUGGGUUGGUCCGCUGUCGAUUUCAAUGUCCCAAUACGAACAACGCUACCCGGAAGGCAGAAAGGUGAUCUACUUCAAGCGUGCCAUCUACGAACGGUUUGCUCCGUAUUCAAAUUUACUCGGAUUGAUCAAACGGCUCACGCUGUACGAAACGUUGAACUAUGAAAAUUCGACCACCCGUUGGGAGUGGUACAUUAAUCGAGAUGACUCCCUCACGAUGAUCGUUCACGACUACGGAAGGAAGGAAAUCGAAGAAAUGUUUGCCAAAGGACGGCCGGAUUCGCUGAAGGCGCUGAGACGGAGCUCGGAACCGCACCGAGAGUGUCGGUUGACGUUCUUCCAUCAGUACCGGUUCGAUUCGUUGAAGGAGCUGGUCUAUCAUCCGUCGUACGUUCAGGAGCACUACGAUAAACGGGACGAUUUGUUGUACUACCGAGAGUUCAAAAACAUUCCGAGGGACCCAGUGACCAUGGAAGACUGCAAACUAACUCAAAUAACCGAAAAGUACCACCGCAACCCGGAGAAGGAAGCCGUUCGGAAUAUCGCCACCAGAACGUGCUAUGUGGAUGAAAACCGGAUUUUGCUACAAUUCCACUACGGCGAAGACUGCAUCACCGCUUCCACUCGGCAGUUCAUAAAACCACCCGUGUCCGAAAUGGGCGAGGAAGUGCCUUACGAUUCAAAAUGCACUUCCGGUUACAUUUCCAAUCCAUGGGCUCCACAACCGACCCAUCUGGAGCUGUUUCUGCUGCUCAAAGAGCAAUUGAAAGCCGAAGAAGCCUCGACCCGUGCCUUCUUCCGGCGGGUAGUGGAAAUCGAAAGUCUACUCCGGGAACGCAAGAGGCAAAUCGAUUCGCCCAAGCUCACCUUCAGCCUGUUUGAUCCGCUGCGCAAUGCAGAAGCCCGUCGUAUGCGGUUGGAAAAAUACGAACAGCUCCGAGCGCGGGAGGAGCUCAUCAAACAGCAGCAGGCGGACUUUUUGGCACCGUAUCUGGUCCGGCUGGAUGAAAGUGCCUCCAACCAUGGCAAGCUGAUGGCUGCCUACCAGGACUGCAAGGAAGAUUUGCGCAAGUUCUACAACGGGCUGGAGGAGGAGAUGAAGGUCCGGCUGGAUGAGCUGCUGUCGGAGGAAAAUUCGUUGCGACGGUUUUUGAGCAAGUUCCAGGAGCACUUUGCAGACGAGGAGUACGACAAGUUCAUCAUGGAGGGCGAGAAUAUCGAGCUGAGCAAGAACGUGGUGCAGAUGAGGAUUGAGAAUCUCCGGGAUGAGUACCGCCAGAAGGCGGAGCAUCUGGAGAAGGCACUGUACGAGGACGAACGACUGGGAGGAUCACCACUGGCAGUGAAAAUUCGCGAGCCUUAG